CAAACGACGCUUUGAUUAUUACAUUCCAACAUUCCGUACAGUUGCAUGAAUGCUUUAUACCUAACUGAAUGUUGAACCUCUCACUUAGUCUAUAUUGGAGCAUCGCUAAGAAAUGAACGCCUCGGCCGUCUUACCCAACAGCAAACAUCUGCUCGAUUUAAGCUUAAAAGAGAAGCAACGUUUUCUAGACUCAUUCGAUUUCGUUUUGACUGAUUGUGAUGGCGUCGUAUGGAAUAUCUACGGCCCAAUUGAGGGGACUGGCCAGGCGAUCAGUCACCUCAAAAAUUACGGCAAGCACGUAGUCUAUGUGUCGAACAACAGUGUUCGGCCCCUAGCCAACUACAAGCAGCAGAUUCAGUCUCUAGGACAGGAAGUUGCAGAAGAGGACAUUGUAAAUCCGGCGCUUAGUGUUGUCAAGUAUUUAAAAUCCAUAAACUUUAGUGGACUAAUUUAUGCGAUUGGGACCGAAGAAUUUGUUAAAGUUAUUCGGGAUGGCGGCUACGAUGUUCUAACAGGGCCCAACGAACCACAGCCCGAAACGCUACGUAAUAUCAUAUCAGUCGUGCAUGAUAAGAAACCCGUAAAAGCGGUGAUAAUAGACUACGAUUACAACUGUAAUAAUAUAAAACUAAUGCGAGCACAACUCUACUUGAAAAGUGAUUCAGACUGUUUGCUGAUUGCCGGUGCUACCGACUACAGUGUGCCAGUAACAUCGGACUUCCAGGUACUGGGACCUGGUUUUUAUGUAGAUAUUCUGGAAAAAAUAGGUAGUAAAAAGGCCAGAGUGCUUGGAAAGCCUGGUCAUCUAUUGGGAACCUUACUGAAAGAGCAGUAUAAAAUAAAUAGCUCCCAGCGGGGUCUGUUCAUUGGUGAUAUGAUCGCUCAAGAUGUCGCGUUUGGAAAAGUCGCUGGCUUUCAAACACUGUUGGUUUUGACCGGUGGUACUAAGCUGGCUGAUUUUCAAGCACUGGGAAACGACGACGUUCGUCCAGAUUAUUAUACCGGCAGCUUUGCUGAUUUGGGUCAAAUAGUACAAGAGGUUGUAGCUCUUGAGAAUAAAGCCAACUUGUGAGUGUUCGCCUAAUAGUAAUUAAGAACCUAGCCCACAUGGUUCGUGGUUUUACUGUUUUGCGUUUCAUUUUACAACAAUUGAAUACUAGUCAAAGAUAGAGGAAUUUUAUUCUUUAAAAGAAGGUGUUCAUAAUUUCAUGACACCGACACAGCAGUAACAGAAUAAAAUUUGAAAUAAAUUUUACUGCUGCAUAGUAUAUUAACUAAAAACGGUUCCUGGUAAUACUAAUCUUAUAUUUAAAAUUCGUGUUAAAAAGUCCACUUCUAACAGGAACGGAAUUUUUUUUAUUAAUUAAUUUUAUGCGAUUUACGGAAAACUGAAUAUCAAAUUUCAAAACUGAACGCAGGGUGUCGAAAAACGGUAAUAAAAUAUAUAACAUACAUUCGAUAUUGCGUUACUUUAUGCAAAGUACUGUUUAACUUGAUUUAACUUUCAUAAUCAUACUUUUUUUUCCGGAAUUAGUAUAUAAACAAUGAAUGCCAUUUCCAGUAUAUCAUUUUAGUUUUCUAAUUAAAUUUUUUCUUGCAUAAUGGCGAUAUCAUUCAAAUUAUUUCAUACCUAAGAAACCGAAACCAUAUCUUAUGGCCAAUUCGUCGUGCAUUUGCAGACUAUAAACAAAUCGCAAGGAAUCAAUCAAAUUGGCAUGUUUAAAAAUAUUCAAUUAAAUACCAAAAUAGGCGGGAUGAAGUUUGCCGGUGGAAAAAAAUUCAGGUGUUUCGAACACAUAUGUAUAAAGGUACGAUUAAUAACAGCUACCGGAAAAAUACCGUGGAAUGGGGUGAAAUUGAUCAUUGGGAUGAAAUUGAUCACCAGAAAAUUCAUGAUAAAAAAAUACUAAUCAAGAGAUAUUGCUCUUACAACACUAGGCAAUGUUAACGUGUCCUUAAACGCAACUUUUGCAUGGUUCACAAUUGCUGAUAAAAGUCAUUUUCCCCAGCAAAAUUCUUCGAAAAUUACAGCCAAUCAUUUCCAAUUUUCACUUCCAAUGAUCGCAGCACUCUUUCAGAUACACUAGAUUUUCGUCCUAGUAACGUGCUGUUAUACUCAGAUGAAAUAGAUCGCGCGCACAUAGGAGUAAAUCAAGUAAAAACCUGAUCAAAAGUCAAAAAAGCAAAAGCUUAUCAACCAUGUUCUGCAAAGUCUCAUUUUGAAGUGAGAUGCCUACUGAAUCUUUUGACAGCUCAUGAGCAUCCAGAAGUAUUGUUGACCUUUGUUACAGCUGGUUGAAAUCGAUAAAAUUUUAGCUUUCUGUUAUUGCAUUUGAUGCUUCCGUACCGUUCACUUAUUUUCAAAACAAUCAAGUGCAACGUAGUGAUUUAUCAUCAAACCAACUAUGAAGAUUGUCAAAGAAGGCUAGCUCAAUCAAUCUAUAAACUUAAAAGACUUAUAAAUAGUCUCGAUAUUGCCAGGGAACAUUCUAAUAAACACAAAAAUUCUGUAAGUGAGAUUUUUUAUAUGUCAUAUUAUAUGAAGUACGUUAAGUAUCAAUGAGUUUCAAUGUGAACAGUCAAUCGCAAAUCAAAGCCUGUAUGUUUCUAGUCAAACUGGUGGUUUCAGAUCAUCCGAACCAAUCCGAACUCAUGAGUUGCAUCAUUGUGAAAAUCAUCGAAAAAUUUCACCUUUUCAGCUUCCGUGUUGUUGUCUUAGUUUCAAGAAUAUACCUCUGUCAUGUAAUGGAUGAGUGUUCUGAGACAUUCUCAACAGGUUGCUAUUGAAUUCCGAUCCUUUGAUUACGAGCUUUAGGUCAAAAUCCAAGAAAAACAGUCAAGCUUUUUCGCCCGAAGCAAUGCAAAUUUUAAGAGUGAAACGUUCGAACACGGACAAUGGUAAUAAUU
This is a messenger RNA of Wyeomyia smithii (pitcher-plant mosquito), 2907 nucleotides long. RefSeq lists its product as uncharacterized. Bases 113 to 1072 code for a protein of 319 amino acids. Gene Ontology annotation, cellular component: cytoplasm. Gene Ontology annotation, molecular function: phosphatase activity. The transcript is spliced from 3 exons. The record is from RefSeq and is a predicted model, not a curated record. Lineage: Eukaryota; Metazoa; Arthropoda; Insecta; Diptera; Culicidae.